CUGAAGAAACAGCAUUGAAAUUUGCUGAUACUUUAAGGGCAGAUUAGCAAAUUUAUUUCAUUGAAAGCCUAUGCUUUUACAAGAAGAAAUGAAAUAUUAUUACACAGUUCAAGAGUCUUCUUUCUAAGCAGGAAUUCUCAGGACUGCUCUGAAGAGUGGCAAUAUAUCUUUGAAAUGACUGACCCGACCCCAAAGAUCAAUGACUGGACCAAAGAACGUGUCAAACAAUGGGCAACAGAAGAACUCAAUAUUGAUGAAAAAUAUGGACAGAUCCUACUUUCUCAAGAAGUGACAGGCUUAGUAUUAAACAUCUUAACCAAGGAGGAUCUUAUGGAUAUGGGUAUACCACAUGGGCCGGCUCUCUUGAUAAUGCGCACUUAUGAAAAAUUGAGGAACAUUCCAACAGAAAGUCCUGUUCAGAGAUUGGGAAAACAAGAUAUCUUGAAAACUCCUAGAAAGGAAAACAGAACAAGGGCAAAACACAAAACAGGAAAUACAGAAGAGGCAAUUUCAAUCACCAACUCUCAAGACAGUACAAAUUCCAAAUGUACUCAAGAAUCAAAGCUCACUACAGAAAACAUAUUAGAUGAUGCAAAAGAUACAAAGGGCAAAGUAAAGCCUGAGCCAGAACCCAAAAGAUGCUCAUGUAUGCCAUAUCCUUUUGACAACUUCCAUGACAACCAUCGUUAUACACAGCAUUAUAUUUUGCAGCCAGAAACAGGACCGCUAAAUCUCAUUGAUCCAGUCCACGAAUACAAGGCAUUGACUAAUACUGAGACAGCAACUGAGGAAGACAUCAAAAUGAAAUUCAGCAAUGAAGUCUUUCGAUUUGCUUCAGCCUGUAUGAAUUCCCGUACCAAUGGCACUAUCCAUUUUGGUGUCAAAGACAAACCCCACGGAGAAAUUGUUGGGGUGAAAAUUACCAGUAAAGAUGCUUUUAUUGACCAUUUCAAUCGGAUGAUCAAACACUAUUUUGAGGAUAAUCAGGUCAAUAAAGCACGUAAAUGCAUUAGGGAACCCAGGUUUGUGGAAGUCUUACUACAGGACAAUACUCUAUCUGAUAGAUUUGUUAUUGAAGUCGAUGUCAUUCCUCAGUAUUCCAUAUGUAAAAAAACUACUUUCUCCAUCAAGAUGCAAAAUAAUAAAGACAAAAGGUGGAAAGAAGAUAUUGAAUGCUCGUUUUUUGUGAGGGAGGGAGCCAGCUCUAAAAACAUCAUGGCUAAUGUGAAGCAAAAUGAUGCAGAUUACAAAAUGUUUUUACUUAAUUUGGAUUCACUGGCAAAUUCCAGAAAAUCUGCAGAAGAAGAAUAUGGAACCAAAAGGAAGAUGAAGGAAAAUGAAGGGCCAAAGCUGGUGAAACUGCUCACAGGAAACCGGGACCUGUUGGACAAUUCCUACUAUGACUGGUACAUUCUGGUGGCUGGUAAGUGCCAUCCAAAUCAAACUAAGCAUCUGGACUUUCUAAAGGAAAUUAAGUGGUUUGCUGUAUUGGAGUUUGAUCCUGAAUCUCGGAACAAUGGGUUAGCAAAGUCUUACCUAGAGACCCGAGCAGCAAAUCUUCACUUUCCAUAUCAUUAUGAUGACAAAAUGAUCCAAAAUCCCGAUCAGUUGAAUCUUUAUCAACAGCCCAGCUGGAUCUUUUGUAAUGGUAGAACAGGUCUCGGAAGGAAGGAAGAUGAACCUUUAGACUCAUCUUUAUGGCAAAGAGAAAGAGCUUCUGAAGUCAGAAAACUCAUUUCAUUUCUUACACAUGAAAACAUAAUGCCAAGAGGGAAGUUUUUGGUGGUGUUUCUGUUACUCUCCCCAGUGGAAGAUCCAAGAGAUCCCCUCAUUGAAACAUUCUGUGCUUUCUACCAAGACCUGAAGGGAAUGGAAAACAUAUUGUGCAUCUGCAUUACUUCACAGAUAUGCCAACGAUGGAAAGAUCUUUUAAAAGCCAGACUGACAAUGGCAGAUGAACUCUCAGACCAAUGUAUUUCUACCUUAAGUCUUGAAAAGAUAAAUGGUACAAUUCUUAAAUUAAAAUCAAGGAUUCAUUCUUCACAAAGGUUUUUACCUUCAACUGGUUCAUCUACUGUUCUUCUGAAAAGGGAAGAAGAUUUCAUGAGUGCUCUAGAAAUCCUCUGUGAAAAUGAAUGUAAAGACACAGAAUUAGAAAAGGAUAACAAUAAGUUCCUUGAAUUCAUGAAAUCUCGAGAGGAACAUUUUUAUCGUGGUGGCAAAGUUUCCUGGUGGAACUUCUACUUUUCGUCUGAAAACUAUUCUUUACCUUUUAUCAAAAGGGACAGUUAUCAAAAACUUGAAGAGAUGAUUCUGCACUGGGCAGAUUCUCCUAAACAAAUUUGUGCCAAGAUUAUUAAUCUUUAUCACCAUCCAGGCUGUGGGGGAACUACAUUGGCUAUGCAUGUUCUCUGGGAACUAAAGAAUAGAUUGAGAUGUGCUGUGUUGAAAAACAAAACAACCACAUUUGAAGAAAUUGGAGAACAGGUGACCAAUUUAAUCACAUAUGGUUCAAAUGGCCAACAAGAUUAUUUACCUGUACUACUCCUUGUGGAUGAUUUUGAGGAACAAGAAAAUGUCUGUCUGCUACAGCACUGUAUACUCACAGCUGUAUCAGAAAAGGGUAUUCAAUAUGAAAAACCCCUAGUGAUCAUUUUAAACUGCAUGAGAUCCCAGAAUCCUAAAAAAAGUGCAAAAAAUUCAGACAGCAUUGCUCUGAUAAAUCAACUUUCUCCAAAAGAACAAAGAGCUUUUGAGGCCAAACUGAAAGAAAUUGAAGAGCAAUACAAGAACUUUGAAGACUUUUAUUCUUUCAUGAUCGUGAAAAAAAAUUUUGAUGAAAAAUACAUAGAAAAUGUCGUCAGGAACAUCCUGAAAGGGCUUGAAAAACUGAGCAAGGCAGCACAUCUCAUUUCCUUUCUGGCUCUGCUAAAUUCUUAUGUUGCUAAUUCCAUAAUCUCAGUAUCCCAGUGUGAGGCAUUCUUGGGAAUUGCAAACAAGAGGGCUUUCUGGGGCACUGAAUGCCUUGAGGACAAGAUGGGAACCUGUUCUAGCAUUUUGAUUCAAAUGGAAGUGGAGGAAAGAGGGAAGUACAAAGGUGUAAGGAUCACCCAUCCUCGGAUUGCCGAUCACUGUCUUGUAGAAUUGAAAACUACUUAUGGUUUGACUAAAAGUCAAAUCACACUAGAACUGUUACAAGAGAGCUUGUUUUAUGAUAUUGGAAUAGGAAGAGAUAAACUUUCUCAAGAUGUGGAAACCUUGUUGCUUACUAGACAGCGCAGGGAGCAUGGGGAUGAGACAGAUACUUUGUUUUCCCCCUUGAUUGAAGCAGUGCAGCAGGAAGAAGGUAAUGUUGAAGUUGUUAAGGUCUUGACAGAAGGAACUAUUCGCUUCCCCCAGAAUGCAUUCAUUUGUCAAGCCUUAGCCAGACAUUUCUACCUUAAGGAGAAGAACUUCCCCAAAGCUCUCAAGUGGGCAGAGAAAGCAAAAACAUGUGCACCCUGCAAUUCCUACAUCUCAGAUACAAUUGGUCAGGUCUACAAAAGUAAGAUAAAAUGGUGGUUGGAAGAAAAUGCAAGAAGUAAGACUAUUACUGUUCAUGAUCUAAGGAGUCUUCUGGAAACUGCUGAAAGAGCCUCCAAAGCCUUCAAAUUGUCUCAGGAGCAAAGUAAAGUGUUGGAAAAUGUCAGAGAGGAUUUGGAGUGUCAAAGGACAAAAAGGAGGUAUGAUUCAUACAAUACAGCAGGCUACAGAGGAGAGAUUGAAGUAUGUCUUUACACAAUCCAGAUUCUGCAGCUCACUUCUUUCUUUGGAAAAGAAGGUAAAGUGCGUAACAAACACAUGAUACAAUUUUUAUCUGGAAGUGGUGGUAUUCCCGGGGAUCCAAAUGAUGAAUAUCACUCAGUGCUUGAAGAGUUUAUUCCUUAUCUAAGUAACUUGCAGUCAGCUUUGAAAGAAGCCUUUGAUUUUUUUGAUGACUAUUUUGUCCUUCUCAAAUCCAAGAACAGCAUUAAGGAAAAUGAAGAGAUGAAACUUAGGAGAAAGGUGGCUGGAUUUUUCAAUAAGUAUGCAGAAGUAUUUGGUCCCUUAGAUCUGCAGCAAUCUCAAGACAAAAGAGCUAAAUCAAAACUUGUUUCCACAGUUCAAGUAGAAAACUGCAGGAAAAACCUGGAGAUUUUAAAAGCUGACAAGUUUUCUGGGUUAUUGGAAUAUCUUCUCAUUAAUCAAGAAAUUGCUGCCAAUAAAAUGAAAGAUAUCCUAAAUCUGUAUACUUAUCUACUGGAACAAUUGACCAACAAAAUCUAUUUGAGAGAUAAACAGAAUUUCAUUCUGGCCAACAUCAUUCUCAGUUGUAUAAAACCAGCUUCCAAACAGGUGCAACCCUUUCCCAAGCUAAAAGAACAGCUUCGAGAAGUCCUGCAGCAAGUAGGUUUUGAUCACAGAUAUUCAGAACCUUACUUUCUUGCCUCCCUGGUGUUCUGGCCAGAAAACCAACAACUGGAUUCAGAUUCUAGACAAAUGGAAAAGUAUGUUUUAUCUCUAAACAGGUCCUUCAGGUCACAGUACAAGUAUAUGUGUCACUUCAAGCAACCAAUUGCACAUUUUUACCUUGGAAAAAGCAGGGGUCUCAACAGGCUUGUGCACAAAAUCAAAAUCGAGCAGUGUUUUGGAAAGGUGGCAGAUAUGAAUACCCUAUGGCAGAGUGGAGAUGUUUGGAAGGAAGAAAAAGUCCAGAACCUUUUGCUACGAUUGAGAGGCCGGGCUGAAGGUGAACUCAUCUAUGUAGACUAUGGAAAAGAUGAAAAAAUCAAGAUCCCAGUGAGGCCUGUUUUCUUAGGUCGGCUACGCAGUGGCAGAAGUGUAGAAAAAGUAUCCUUCUACCUGGGAUUUUCCAUUGGAGGGCCACUUGCCUAUGACAUAGAGAUCAUUUAGGAACCUAAACUUUUUUCUUCUUGUUUGCUGAGGCUUCUUAUCUCAGUAUUAUUAGCUUUCAGUCUGAGAUCAGAAUUUUGUGGGGUUUGUUCUCCUCAUACUUUACCUCCUUCUGUUGUCUUAACUCCCAGAAUUAUACAAGACGCUGUCCAAAAAUGAUAUUACUCCUUUGCUACCAUUAAGACCUUCUGAAUUGUUCCCAAAUGUCUCUAGUAUGGAAAAUCUGGAAGAUCAUUAAAGAAAAGGGAAUUUU
Messenger RNA from Dromiciops gliroides (monito del monte), 5185 nucleotides. RefSeq names its product sterile alpha motif domain containing 9 like (gene SAMD9L). NCBI's taxonomy places the organism in Eukaryota, Metazoa, Chordata, Mammalia, Microbiotheria, Microbiotheriidae. Bases 175 to 4932 code for a protein of 1585 amino acids. The record is from RefSeq and is a predicted model, not a curated record. Gene Ontology annotation, molecular function: protein binding. Gene Ontology annotation, cellular component: cytoplasm. The transcript has 2 exons.